AGGUCAAGCAGUAGAAUGGUUACAAGUCUUAUCCUGGCUAUCCACUUUGUAUACAAUACACUUGGGAAGACAAAAGCAGUCAAAAGACUGUAGAAUUUUUGGAAGUAGAAAUUCAGAAUUUCCAAAGCAGCUGCUCUCUUCCUUCACUUUCACUACUGAACCAACCCCACUGCUUAAUCAACCCAUACAGAUGCUGGCCAAAAACCCAACUCACCCUUUGUCCAUAUACUCUCUCUCUCUCUCUCUCUCUCUCUCCACCAUUUUUAGUGGCCAGCAAGCAAAAAAAAAGCUAACAAUGUAAUGAUCAUAACAAGAAAACAAGAAAUGCUACAAAUCUUGAUGCCCCACACUACCCAUAUGCUCUCAUGCCUUCCGCCGACGAACAACAUAUAUCACCCCUCCUCCCACAGCUUCAUUCGAUACUGCUUUUUCUUCAACCAUCCCCUUCUUCAUUCUAAAUUGACCCAUAAUGUAUUCACAGACUUGGAAAUCCAUGGCAAUGGCUGUGGUAGUGCUACUUCAGCUUAUGACAGCUGAGUCCUCAUUGUCUCUGGCAGAUAGGAUUACUAUGUUGCCUGGACAACCCCUUGUGUGGUUCCAACAGUUUUCAGGCUACGUCACUGUUGAUGACAAGAAGCAAAAAUCUCUCUUCUACUACUUUGUUGAGGCAGAAGUUGAUCCUGUCUCAAAGCCUUUGGUUCUUUGGUUGAAUGGAGGGCCUGGGUGCUCUUCUUUGGGAGUGGGGGCAUUCUCUGAAAAUGGACCAUUUAGACCAAAUGGGCUAGUUCUAGUUAGAAAUGAGUAUAGCUGGAAUAAAGAAGCAAAUAUGUUGUACUUAGAGACACCGGUGGGAGUGGGUUUCUCGUAUGCAACUGAUUCCUCCUCCUAUGAGGCAAUUAAUGAUGAAGUAACUGCCAGGGAUAAUCUUGUGUUUUUGCAAAGAUGGUUGCUUAAGUUCCCCCAAUACUCUCAUAGGGAUUUUUUCAUUACAGGAGAAAGCUAUGCAGGUCAUUACAUUCCUCAACUCGCGAAACUCAUGAUUGAAUUCAAUCAAAAGGAAAAAUUGUUCAAUUUGAAAGGAGUUGCUUUGGGUAAUCCGGUUCUUGAAUUCGCAACGGACUUCAAUUCAAGGGCUGAGUUUUUCUGGUCUCAUGGGUUAAUAUCAGAUUCAACAUACAAAUUGUUCACUUCUGCCUGUAACUACUCUCGCUAUGUGAGCGAGUAUUACAGAAGCUCACUUUCACCUGUCUGUUCCAAAGUAUAUGGCCAAGUGACUAGGGAAACCAGUAGAUUUGUGGACAACUAUGAUGUCACACUCGAUGUCUGCAUUCCAUCCGUUCUGUCGCAGUCCAAGUUUAUUAGUCCUCCACAAGUUGGUGGUCAGAGGAUUGAUGUAUGCAUAGAUGAUGAAACUGCAAAUUAUUUAAACAGGCAAGAUGUGCAGUCAGCAUUUCAUGCCCGGCUCGUUGGAGUACGCAGAUGGGAUGUUUGCAAUGACAUUUUGGAUUAUGAGCAGCUAGAUGUGGAGAUACCUACCAUCUCUUUGGUUGGAUACCUUAUUAAGUCAGGCAUUCGAGUCUUGGUUUACAGUGGUGAUCAAGAUUCUGUCAUUCCACUCACCGGGAGCCGCACCUUGGUUCGUGGCCUGGCAAAUCAAUUGGGAUUGAACUCGACUGUACCAUAUAGAGUUUGGUUUGGUGGACAACAGGUUGGUGGAUGGACUCAAGUUUAUGGGAAUAUCCUCUCUUUUGCCACCAUUAGAGGGGCUUCCCAUGAAGCUCCUUUCUCACAGCCAGAGAGAUCACUUGUGCUAUUCAAGUCCUUUUUACAAGGCAUGCCUCUACCGGAAAUGUUCUAACGCCUUCCUGUUUGAUUCCGCUAUCUUCAGACUGUGAAUUCCCUGUUUGUCAAAGUAGAAUUCUAUUUGGAAAGAAAAGCAAAAAAAAAAUAGUGCAUGCAAUUUUUUGGUUUCAUUGAUGUAAAUAAAUACUGUCUGGAUUGGGAAUUUUCUUUUAAAUACAUUCAGAAAAGAACAGCUACGCCUUUCAUCA
Rhododendron vialii is the source of this 2051-nucleotide messenger RNA. RefSeq names its product serine carboxypeptidase-like 45. Lineage: Eukaryota; Viridiplantae; Streptophyta; Magnoliopsida; Ericales; Ericaceae. Gene Ontology annotation, biological process: proteolysis. The transcript has 10 exons. Gene Ontology annotation, cellular component: vacuole. The record is from RefSeq and is a predicted model, not a curated record. Bases 470 to 1858 code for a protein of 462 amino acids. Gene Ontology annotation, molecular function: serine-type carboxypeptidase activity.